UCAUUGUUGUCGGUUUAACCGCGGUGCGGCAGAAAACAGUUUAUUUCUUGACUCUUUGUCAAAUUUGGCAACUAAACGAGGUUGGAGCGACCUGCAGAUCAACUCUGGCGUAGCCCAGGGCAAUAUCUUACGAAUAACACGCGAUCUCCACUGGCAAAAGCGAAAUCAUCGUAUCGCGACCAGAAUAUUGCCGGGAACAUCGAUUGAAAGCUAGAGAACGGCUUUGAUGUUAUUGGUGUGUCAUAAUGACUCACAUUUUAACAAAUCCAGGCUAUCCAAAUGAGCUUCGCUUUCGCUCCAAGUCUGCCGAAGUGUUUAGAGAACAUGAAAGACGAAAACAAGGUAUUUCACAAUCGGAUUUCGACAAGAUUCGCAGCCUUUCUCGCCAGUCAUGGAAGCAUACUUGGGAAAACCCUGGCGAGCCUUUGCCUUCUGUAAAAUGUAACCACUUUGUUACUACUUACUCGACAACACAUAACUACAGAGCUCUUCAAGAACCCACUCCAUGUCGCCCGACUUCGCCAACAAGACGAAAUAAUCCUCACCCUACAAGAUCAUUUUUGCGACUCAGGUUGAGGGAGGCUAAGGGGUUUCCCAAGCCGAAAGAAAAACCAGGACAGGACCCUUAUGAUGGUGAGACAAUAAAAAUAGACAAUAAUAAUAAUCAUUAAUAUUUAAUGAUGCAACAGACCUUGCCUUAUCAUGAUGGUAACUACAUUAUAUUCUCAA
Orbicella faveolata is the source of this 729-nucleotide messenger RNA. RefSeq lists its product as uncharacterized. NCBI's taxonomy places the organism in Eukaryota, Metazoa, Cnidaria, Anthozoa, Scleractinia, Merulinidae. The record is from RefSeq and is a predicted model, not a curated record.